Oncorhynchus masou masou (cherry salmon) is the source of this 5174-nucleotide messenger RNA. Its product is annotated as phosphatidylserine decarboxylase proenzyme, mitochondrial-like. Gene Ontology annotation, biological process: phosphatidylethanolamine biosynthetic process. Gene Ontology annotation, cellular component: mitochondrion. The coding region runs from base 943 to 2028 and encodes 361 amino acids. Lineage: Eukaryota; Metazoa; Chordata; Actinopteri; Salmoniformes; Salmonidae. The transcript is spliced from 8 exons. The record is from RefSeq and is a predicted model, not a curated record. Gene Ontology annotation, molecular function: phosphatidylserine decarboxylase activity.
GAGUCAGCGGCGGCAACAGCUCAGGCCAGGGCACCCAAGCUCUCAGCCACAGGAACCGAUUCAGGCAGCACAAAGCCUCUGUUUGGCCUAAUUGCAACGUAAUGUCCUUAAGCCCCGAACAGGCAAGCCAGUCAAAGGGUCGAACAAAGCAUCUGGUCCAGCCUCAGAAGUGGUCCUGAAAGAAGUAACGGAGAGAUGGAGUUUUCAAUAGCUGCGUGAAGGCUAAGACUCAGCUUGUGUGGAUAGAGGCAGGAGAGAGAGAAUGCUAUGCAGUCAGUGAUUGGCUAAUAUGUGCCUGCAUUGAGGAAGAGAGGGGGGUGCUGCUGGAGCGUGCGUUUUGUGUGGUAGAGAGCAAGCUAGAGACGGGAUAGCCAGGAAAUUUUAAAAAAGGGUAGAAGUGUAUUCUUUACAUGUUGACUUUUGUGGCAUUUAUCCGGGUGGCUGGGAUGUUUAAGCUGUACGAUGGCUAAAACCAAGGCAUAUGGCAGGUUAUGGUAAAGAUUUUAAGUAUUUAAAAUGUUCUGCACUGGUAGACUUCUAUGAGAAUUGAGAUUCAAUUACAUUUAAAUGAUUUCUUUGCCUUUUUUAUAUCCUUUUAUAAAGGAGUUAAACAUUAUGCAAAUAACUUUGUUUCGGCAAAAUUAGCUAUAUUAGCUCUACUCUUAUAUGCUGCUGUGAGUAGUUAAUAUUGCUCUCCUGUUUAGAGUUUAGAAAAGAUGAGUGGCCCAGUGUCACACUCUGCAGUCCAAACCAGGCCAGCCAACCAGCGGUGACUGUGAGGAGAGCGGUCGCCAGCUCCAAUACACUACCUACUGAACGGCACCAUGCAGCCACAUCAGCAGCAUGCCUCAGUGGAAGUCAUCCCCUACCCAGCCAUCCGUGUAGCCAAAGUUGCAGUUCCCACAGUUGGCCUUGCGGCGUCGUCUUGGCCAGUUGAGCUGCAUGUCCCGGCCCGCCUUGCGGCUGCGCUCAUGGCCGCUCAGCUUCCUCUACUACUUCCUGACCUUCGGUGCACUCAAGCCCCUGGCAAAGGUUGGCUGGAGACCAACAAGCAGGGUUGCUCUGUACAAGACCAUCCCGACACGGCUGCUGUCUCGGGCCUGGGGUCGGCUGAACCAGGUGGAGCUGCCGACCUGGCUGAGGAAGCCAGUCUACAGUCUGUAUAUCUGGACGUUUGGUGUCAACAUGCAGGAGGCUGCUGUGGAAGACCUAAUUCAGUACAGGAACCUGGGAGAGUUCUUUAGACGGAAACUCAAACCGGCUAUCCGGCCCGUGUGUGACUCACACUGCGUGAUCAGCCCAGCAGAUGGGAAGAUCCUGCACUUUGGGCGGGUGCGGAACUGUGAGGUGGAGCAAGUCAAAGGAGUCACAUACUCUCUGGAGACCUUCCUGGGACCACACACCUGGUCUGAGGCCAUCAACAGUACCAUCAAGCCACCAAAUGAAGAGGACCCCAGCUCGUUUCAGGACCUGCUGGUGACUAAAGAGGGGAAUGAGCUGUUCCACUGUGUGGUGUACCUGGCUCCAGGAGAUUACCACUGCUUCCACUCCCCCACAGACUGGAGGGUGGCCCACAGAAGACACUUCCCUGGCUCUCUGAUGUCAGUGAACCCUGGCGUGGCCCGCUGGAUCAAAGAACUGUUCUGCCAUAACGAGAGGGUGGUGUUGAGCGGAGAGUGGACGCACGGCUUCUUCUCCCUCACCGCUGUAGGGGCCACCAACGUGGGCUCCAUACGCAUCUACUUUGACAAGGAGCUGCGCACUAACAGCCCACGCUACAGCAAAGGCUCGUACAACGACUUCAGCUAUUUGUCCAACAACAACCAGGAGGGAGUGAGCAUGAGGAAAGGGGAGCACCUGGGAGAGUUCAACCUGGGCUCCACUAUAGUCCUUCUCUUCGAGGCUCCGCACGACUUCAGCUUCAACCUGAAGGCCGGACAGAAGAUCCGCUACGGAGAACCCCUGGGGACUGUGAGCCGAGAUGGCCAAGCAGAGAGACACCUUCUGGGGGGAAACGGACUCAAAUAAACGGAUGGGGACACAAACGUGUGUACAGAUUUGAGCGGAGGUGCACAGACUGACUUAGACACACACUCAUUCAUUCACACACUGAUGGACUUACAGAAAAAACUCAGUCACCACUGUUGCAUUACUACCAAGGGGGUCUCCCCGUUUUCAUCGACUAGAGUUUCUAUUAACAAUUUACUUAUUUUGUCAGUUGGACAGUUGAUUACAACUAGUGUACAUACCUGACCAGCAAAAGCAAGAUAGUUUAUAGCAAUUAGUUACAUUUACUUUCCAUAAGAAUAACGACAUAGCUUUAAAAAAAAAAAAAAAAUUACUAAAUUGUACCCAUAUUGCCUUUUGUCAGGGGUAUCCUCUUCAACUAGGAGUUCCUCCUGAGAUUUCAGACACAAGCAGCAAGACACCAGCCUGAUUACAGAUCUGGCUAGUGCUGUGUAGCCCAGCUCAGAUCUGGGACCAGGCUAGCAAGACACAUCUCCACACAUACAGAUAACCCCUGUCACACACAGCCUCUAUCAUGUGGACAGGCUUCCCUAUACAAUGUACAGUAUACAUACACCUACAGUACACAUACCACGAAGAAGGAAUGUACCAGAGGCCACACGUCUACCCUCUUCCUUCUCUAAUUUCCCUUCAUUCUGAUACUGAAUGCCUUCCUGUUCUCCUUUGGUCUCUUCUGCCAUCCCCAGAGAAGGUGCUUGUGUUGGGGGUGAUUAUGUGGACUCUUCCCUCCCUGUCAUGGAGGUACAGACUGACACCACUCCUCCCAGUCAGACAAGUCUGGGUCUUAUUCAUUAGGCACCUGCCAGAAGAAAACAGGCUGAAUACCUUGACCUUCCGUUGUAAAAUGUUUUGCCUCAGUCUGCCCUAAUAAAUACAACCCUGUUGUAGUAAGCCCAUGAUGUACGAUCUCUGCCAUCCCAGCAAAGCGUUAUUAAUCACCAUUAGUGGUAGCUAGUAGCGUUGCCUGCCUGAUGCCAAUUAUCGCUGUUGUUUUACUGUAAGUGAUGCCUAACAGGCAGUGCUUGACUUGGGACUGAGCUACCCGGAGGCCUUACCGACACUUCAAAUGUUUGAUUAAUUGUGUACCGGUUCCUAUAUAAAACAAAGUAGCCUGUCACCAGUCUAGAUUCAUACACAGAGACAAAGUUUGAUCAAAGUGGAAUGAAGGCAGGAUCUGCGUUGACUAGCAACGGCCAAUGGGUAUUCAUUUUCUGAUUCCGCUUUUUUCACGUUUAUUUGCCAGUAGGAUGUCAGUUCAAGAUUGUGCCUAUUGAAAAUGAGCCAGCCUGAAUGCGCAUGAAGGGCUUUUGCCAAAAGAGGGUUUAUCAGGUCAUGACAAGGCAUUUCAUGAUUUUUGCUAAUGUAAUUCAUGAAGGCACACUUAAAAAUGGACAUAUCAGCCAUUAUCGAAAUGACCCUUCAGUGUGUGUCUGUGCUAAUUUCUGCUGCAGGUUACGUAAAAAUAUUAUAACAAUUGACAAAUAACUUGCGGUGCAUAGAUCUCCCCUGAAGAAUGAAUAUUUGAGCCUUAUAUAUAAACAUGUAUAGUAGCCUACCUUAUCCAUUUGAUCUCUGAUUCAUUUAAUUAGGAAUCAUUUGAUUAAAAACAAAGAUAUUUGGUUGUAGUGUUGCAAUAUUUUAUAUGAAGUGUGGCAACCAUCCUCCACGAUAGCUACUAGGUGUGCAGGCUUUUCUUCAAGUCCUGGUCUAUCUAACCACUUGUAGCAUAAACAUCAGCUGCUCAACAGAACCUUGAUAAGAAGUGUUUCAGGCCUGGAGCAAAAGUGAAGCCUGCACACCCAAGAGCUCUCCAGAUGGAGGGUUGACUACAUGUUGAGAAGUUUGUGGGGGGUUAAGUGCCUUGAUUAAGGGCACAAUGGCAGGAAAUUGAAGGCCUACAUGGGAUCAGACACAGCAGUCUUCCAGUGUCAAUAAUGCUUACUAUUUCAUGUAGGCAAUAAUAAUAGUCAUGAACAUUUGGUUAAACGUCCGAAGUAAUGGAAAAUGUCUAUGAACUCUUAAAAUAAUCUCUAGCAUACCAGUUGUGAAUUUCGGUGAACAUGAUCAACUGGAUAGACUUGGAACAAGACAGCUCCUGCACUACUUUCAUUCCAAGUCAAGCACUGCUAACAGGUGUCUACAUGGAGGGGGUUCAAACCAGGUGGAUCUCUUCUAAUGGAGUUCUAUUGUAGCGUUACAGUUUAGCAUGCCAGCAUAACUCACAUGGCACUUUCAUUCCUAAAGGACUGCUAACAGGUAUGUCACAUUGUUUAACAUAUGAUGGUGAGUUGAGAUGAUUGACGUGUGUUAAUCUAACCCAACCCAUGAAUGGACUAAAUCCUGACGUAUUCCUCUGAAUGGAGCCAUACCUUUUUAUGCUAAUAUACAGCGCAGCCCUCUGACCGUCAUUCCAAAAACAAACCUAUGACAAUGUGCAGCACUGGUGGUAGGAUCAUGGGAGAGAAUGUGCAAACUGGUACUGGCAACUGAUACUUUUGUCUUCUACUGUUCGGUUGAAUUGGAAUAAGUUGUUACUGGAAGUUAUCUGCCUAUGACAGUGUUAACAAAAGUUUAUUUAAGACUGUAAAGCUUAAAAUAUGCUGAUAUCAAUACUAACUAUGUAUCAUGCACUUAAUGUGUAAUGAUUGUGAUACCCAGGGCUGAGCUGGUUUAAAGCAAAAAAAAAUUAUGUAGUUCUGUUCGUUUUAUAGUAGUGCCAAAAAUGUAUUUUGGGGGUUUUAGUUUUUCAGUGUAUUUUUUAUGUUUUGCUUUGAACAAAUGUGGACAUUUGUGCUUUUUGUGUUGCUGCUGCUGGAUUAAUUCUCUGCAUGAGGGGGUAGAGACCUCACCUGACUGACCCGUGGAUAAAGGACCUUUUAACUUUAGCCUCAGAGGAGUGGGGGUCACAGAUGUGACAGACCGGGGCAAUGCCGGUGACACAAACUCCCCUUGGCUACAUCGUUGUUCCACAAAAAGUGUUGCAUACAGAAACCAAACACCAGGGUCUGGCCUGGCUACUGCCUGUUGCACACUUGUUUUUAUAUGUACAUUGUAAUAUACUUGAAUCAUUCAACACUGCAUAGAUUUUAACCUGAAUUGUUUGAAAAGCAAGAAAACAUGUCUAAUAAAUUGUGUAUUCUUAAAAA